Molecule: messenger RNA, 1052 nt
Organism: Cajanus cajan (pigeon pea)
Lineage: Eukaryota; Viridiplantae; Streptophyta; Magnoliopsida; Fabales; Fabaceae
Product: thylakoid lumenal 16.5 kDa protein, chloroplastic
Biological process (GO): photosystem II repair
Source: RefSeq, a predicted model, not a curated record
CCAGCAACCUUAUCCUCAGAGGGAUCAAAAUUGCCAUGUCUUAGAAUUUUGCUGCCAAAAAAUACCUGAAAAUAAGAGAACAAAAUAGAAAGAGAGGAAGGAAAGAGAAAUGGCAACAAAUUUUCUCUCAACCGCUAACCCCUUCGUGCCCUCCUCUUCCUCAACACGUGUUUACUACAACCCCAUCAAAUGCAGUGUGAAAAGGGAAUUGACCCUCUGCAAAGGAUGCAACCCACAUUCUCCAAUUGUGACAAAAAGAGGCUUGUCCAUCAGCUUCCUCACCAGCUUUGUGCUUUCAUUGGCUGGUAAGAAUGCAAAUGCGAAUGCAGCAAUACUUGAGGCAGAUGAUGAUGUAGAACUCUUGGAAAAAGUAAAGCGUGACAGAAAGAAGAGACUUGAGAAGCAAGGUGUCAUCAGUUCUUCCAAACAAGAAACAGGAUAUCUUCAAGAUCUUGUGUACAAGCUAAGUGCAGUUGGUCAAGCACUUGAAAAGAAUGAUCUUAGUGCAGCUGGUUCUGUCCUUGGGGGAGGCACUGAUACAGAAUGGGUCCAAAGAGCUAAUAUUGCUUUCAAUAAGCUGAGCUCCAGUCCAGAAGAGAUGACGGAGGUGGACACGUUCAAUUCCUCAUUAGCUUCACUGAUUUCAUCAGUUUCUAAGAAUGAUGUUGAGUCCUCAAAAAUUGCCUUUGUCUCUUCGGCCACUGCAUUUGAGAAGUGGACUUCCAUGACAGGGCUUGCUUCUCAGCUUAAAGGGCUUUGAGGAAAACAAUCUACAAGAAUUAUCAUUUCCUAAUCAAUAUAGAGAAUUCCAUGAGUUUUCCUACUCAUGUCACCUAUUGGGUGUCAUGGAGCAUCUACUUAAUAACGAUCAACAAGCUCAUUCUUUGCUAGGCUAAGCCCGGGUCACUGAAAUUUGUAAUUUUCAUGUCAUUAUUUAAUGACAUGCUUGUUAUUUUUGCUCACCUAACAUGCCAAAUGAAAGGAUUUAAGUUACUGUAGAUAACUAUAUAUUAAAUCUGUCUAGCACCUGCUGCGGUGCUUCCCUUCGAUUC